Pararge aegeria (speckled wood butterfly) is the source of this 1372-nucleotide messenger RNA. RefSeq lists its product as uncharacterized. The transcript has a single exon. Gene Ontology annotation, molecular function: ribonuclease P activity; ribonuclease MRP activity. The record is from RefSeq and is a predicted model, not a curated record. The coding region runs from base 328 to 1350 and encodes 340 amino acids. Gene Ontology annotation, biological process: tRNA 5'-leader removal; endonucleolytic cleavage in ITS1 to separate SSU-rRNA from 5.8S rRNA and LSU-rRNA from tricistronic rRNA transcript (SSU-rRNA, 5.8S rRNA, LSU-rRNA); tRNA 3'-end processing. Lineage: Eukaryota; Metazoa; Arthropoda; Insecta; Lepidoptera; Nymphalidae. Gene Ontology annotation, cellular component: multimeric ribonuclease P complex; ribonuclease MRP complex.
UGUACUUAUUGUAAAAUCCAGAUGAAUGAACUCUGAACUACUGUGUGUGUAGAAACUGACAGGAUUAUAAUCGCUUCUGUCGCCUGUCAAAUGUCAAGUAGAAACCAUGAAUCACGAAAUAGAAAAUGUUUUUUCAAUUGUCAAACAAUCAACUUUAAACCAACCAGAACUUUUUUAAUUUCCAAGCAUUUUAUGUUUUGAUUUAAUAAUAUUCUAAAUUUUGUACUUUGGGUGUUUUGUAAUGAGACUUUAUUGAUUGCCCGAUGAGUUUGUUGCCGUUAGUGCAAACACGUGGUUGUGAUUUAUAUAUUGUGCUUAUUCAAUAUCAUGCUUUGCCCUGAAGUUUGGAAUUUCCCACCACCGAAAGUGGUACGCUCAUACGAAAAAUUUAAAACGUUCGACGCAGUGACCAAAGUUGUAGAACUCAACAAUUUUUAUAAAAGUAUAAUCGUGACCUGUCCAGAUGAAUUGCACACGCCUCAGUUUAUCGAAGACUGCAUAAUAGACGACAGCGAUUACUAUAAAGUCACGAAUUGUCCGUUGACAGAAUUCGUAGAUCCUGUUUUUAUUAAAAAUUUCGUACAUUCCGGUAAAUUAUACAGCUUGAGUACAAAUACAAACUGUAUUACACAAAAUUGUGCAGCUGUUACCCCAGAUGGGAUUCUAACGCUUCACAUUUUAGAAAAUGUUUACCAAACUCUAGGCCUAGAGGGUAAUAAAUGUGCUCACAGGUUUUAUCAAAUUAAAAUCAAUAUGAAGGAAUUAAAAAGCAUUGAUCGAGUGAAAACAGCAUUACAGAAGUUGAAAACAUUUGAUUUGAACAUAUCUUGGGUACCAGAUUCAGAAAAUAUAUGUCCAUCGUCAAUAGCUAAAUACUUUUGUGAUAAAAACUAUCAAGUAUCAACUCAUAGUAUGGCUAUACAAAGAGUGACACCAGAUAUAAAGGUAGUACCUACAUUAGACAGUUCAGAUAUUGAUGAGGUAGUUGAAUGGAUUGGCAUGUUGGCACAUAAUGCAGACUUGGCACCAACGGAGAGUUACAUUAGUACUUAUAGUGAACCUGAAUGUCUUGCACCAAUUAAAACAUCCAGAAUAUCACUUCUUAUAGUCAAAGGGUUCCUAACACCUAACAUUUUAGUAAAUACGUGUAAAUUAUUGGUAGAUUAUGUAAAAUCGAGAAGGUUGGAGCAAUAUUGGGUAUCUGUUAGUAUACAGAGCAUGGAAGAAAGUUUAUGGCAAUGGAACAUCAGUAGUCCUAGAAUAUUUCAAUCGCAGAAUGCGUCUUGUAACAUAUUUUUUACUGAGGACAGUUAUACAAUAUAUUCUGUGGGGCAAUUAAAAUAUUCAUAGAUAUAAUAAUUGUUUAAUUUCC